This is a messenger RNA of Budorcas taxicolor (takin), 1002 nucleotides long. It is a transcript of the gene MPG, whose product is annotated as N-methylpurine DNA glycosylase. Gene Ontology annotation, molecular function: DNA binding; alkylbase DNA N-glycosylase activity. Bases 121 to 954 code for a protein of 277 amino acids. Lineage: Eukaryota; Metazoa; Chordata; Mammalia; Artiodactyla; Bovidae. The transcript has 4 exons. Gene Ontology annotation, biological process: base-excision repair. The record is from RefSeq and is a predicted model, not a curated record.
CACCCCCGGACCGGGCGGUGCUUCCGGGUGGGCUCCUGGGUGGGCUCCGCGCCGGCGGGUCCGGAGCCGCGGCAGAGGCGCCGGAAGCCUGCGGGUCGCCGAGCCCAGCUUUCCUGCUCAAUGGGGCAAAAAAAGCAGCGAGCAUUGGACGCCAAGCGGCAUCAGAGCCCAUCAGACGGGACCCAGACGCCUUCCCCCAAGGAGCUGCACCUGGGGCCGCCCGCGACCCUGGGCCCCACGCGCAGCAUCUAUUUCUCAAGCCCAGAGGGCCGUCCUGCUCGCCUGGGAUCAGCGUUUUUCGACCAGCCCGCAGUGUCCCUGGCCCGGGCAUUUCUCGGACAGAUCUUGGUCCGACGACUGGAUGACGGCACAGAGCUCCGCGGCCGCAUUGUGGAGACUGAGGCAUACUUGGGGCCGGAGGAUGAAGCUGCCCAUUCAAGGGGUGGCCGGCAGACCCCCCGCAACCGUGGCAUGUUCAUGAAGCCUGGGACCCUCUACGUGUAUCUCAUCUACGGCAUGUAUUUCUGCAUGAACGUCUCCAGCCAAGGGGACGGGGCGUGUGUCCUGCUCCGAGCGCUAGAGCCCCUGGGGGGCCUGGAGGCCAUGCGACAGCUUCGCCACGCCCUCCGCAAAGGCGCUGCGGGACGAGCCCUCAAAGACCGUGAGCUCUGCAACGGUCCCUCCAAGCUGUGCCAGGCCCUGGCCAUCGACAGGAGCUUCGACCAGCGCGACCUGGCCAGGGACGAGUCUGUGUGGCUGGAGCAGGGGCCCCCCGAGCCCAGUGAGCCAGCCGUGGUGGCAGCAGCCCGUGUGGGCAUAGGCCAGGCUGGUGAGUGGGCCCAGAAGCCCCUGCGCUUCUACGUACAGGGCAGCCCCUGGGUCAGCGUGGUGGACAGGGCGGCAGAGCGGGACACACAGGCUGGAGCCAGGGCCUGCUCCCACAAGGACUUUUAAUUGUUUACAAACGAAAUAAAUGCAGUGUUUCUAGAAGAGUGUCCUGUG